AUUGUUUAUUGUGUUAUCUUGGUCUAAAGGCCAAACGUAAUGAAGACAUCGCGUGCUUGAAUAAAAAAAGAAAGUGAAACCAAUGCAGGAGUAUAGCAUGGAUCUAAAUGAAAGGGAGAACAAACUGGAGGUGGUGGAAGAGGUGGUGGUGAAAGAUGCUAUACAAUCCGUCGAUACAACGGACAAAAAAUCUCAGGCGUACAAACAAGCCAAUUCUUAUGCCGCGAAAAAGACUGUAGCCCAGGGUAUGAUGGAUAUUGCCCUCAUUACCGCUAACGCAAAUCAAUUAAGGUACUUAAUUGAGUAUCAACGGGAAAGCUCCACGUUUUAUCUGAUUAUGAGCUUAAUCAUUAUUAGUCUUUUUCUUCAGGUAGCCGUAGGUGUCAGUUUAAUUUUCAAAGGUCGAUUUGACAUAAAAGGACAAUCGAAGUCAAUACAGGCCCGAAAAAUCAAUAAUUACGUGGUGGUUGGUAUUUUUCUGAUAACUAUUAUAAACGUAUUUAUUGCCGCAUUUAGUAUAUCCGUUCCUACUGCAGUACCUCAGGUGAUAAAUAAUAGUCAAUAG
Molecule: messenger RNA, 565 nt
Organism: Eufriesea mexicana
Lineage: Eukaryota; Metazoa; Arthropoda; Insecta; Hymenoptera; Apidae
Product: ninjurin-1
Exons: 2
Coding region: 83-565 (160 amino acids)
Biological process (GO): tissue regeneration; cell adhesion
Cellular component (GO): membrane
Source: RefSeq, a predicted model, not a curated record